Ustilago hordei is the source of this 630-nucleotide messenger RNA. RefSeq lists its product as uncharacterized. Lineage: Eukaryota; Fungi; Basidiomycota; Ustilaginomycetes; Ustilaginales; Ustilaginaceae. The transcript has a single exon. The record is from RefSeq and is a predicted model, not a curated record. Bases 1 to 630 code for a protein of 209 amino acids.
AUGACGGAUACAGACUUCUUUCUGAUGGUCACUGGCCUCGAGCUUCACGAGACAUUCUCGCGACAUCUAUUCGAACAGUGGUUCCCUCUCCACUUCUUUUCCCCUCCCCCUCAAGAGCUCGCAGUCGGCUUCCAUGUGGCUGAGAGCCAUUCUCAAGUGCUUGAGAUCUUGCUGAAGGCACAGAUCUUCUCAGGUCUUACGAUCUUUCUUUCUGAUGAAGACGAAUUCAUCCGACUGCUCGGCCACUUUUCGGAAGCCGGAGAUGCUGAGGGGACAGGAUCGGUCUACCGUGGUCGAGUGGUGACAAUUGAGUCUUGGAAGGAUCGCAUGAAGUUCGCAAUGGAGCUCGAAGCGGCCGAAGACCCUGUGAUGGACCUCGCUUUCGAUUCUGAUUCAGUCGUUUCCAAUGUUGAUGGAAAUGAUGAAGGCGAUAACCUGGAUAGCGAUGACGAUGACAACGACGAAGAAUACCACGAGCUAGCAGUGCUGCUCGAUCUGGUUCCGCUGCAUCUACCAUUGCAGCUAUCAGAACAAGAUGGCAUAUUUCCUACGUUUCGAGAUCGGGUGAACCUGUGCCUUUACGAGGGACUCGAUCUGCCAUUUGCAUCUGCGUAUGGGUCUUAUGUCUAG